AUGGGUGAAUCCGGCGCUGGGAAGACAACACUCUUGAAUACUCUUGCUCAGCGGAUCCAUUUUGGAAAAGUUGUGGGCGACUUUUUGGUUGACGGGAAGCCGCUUCCAACGUCUUUCCAGCGUGCCACUGGAUUCGCGGAACAGCAAGACGUGCAUGAGCCUACAGCCACUGUUAGGGAGGCUCUCAGAUUUUCCGCUUUGUUGAGACAGCCGAAGGAAGUUCCUCUCGAAGAGAAGUAUGAAUAUGUCGAGACUAUCAUCAAGCUAUUGGAGAUGGAAGACAUUGCAGGCGCUACCGUUGGCAGCCAAGGGAAUGGGUUGAAUCAAGAGCAGAGGAAGCGCUUGACCAUCGGUGUUGAAUUGGCGAGUAAGCCAGAGUUGCUAAUAUUCCUUGACGAGCCCACAUCUGGACUGGAUUCUAAUGCAGCUUUCAACGUCAUCCGCUUCCUCCGCAAACUCGCCGGCUCCGGUCAAGCUAUUCUUUGCACCAUCCAUCAACCCAGCGCCGUCCUCUUCGAACACUUUGACGACCUCAUCCUCCUAAAGAGCGGCGGCCGGGUAGUCUACCACGGGCCACUCGGCAACGAUUCGCAUACGAUGAUAAAAUACUUUGAAUCAAACGGCGCCCCACGCUGUCCCAAGGACAAGAACCCAGCGGAGUACAUGCUUGAGGCGAUCGGCGCCGGAGACCCCAACCGCAAGGAAAAAGACUGGGCCGAAGUCUGGUCAAACUCGGCAAACCACACCGCGCGUAUCGAAGAGAUCAACCAACUGAUAGCCUCCCGCCUCUCCCAGGCUUCGGAGAACCAAAUAGCUGACAACCGCGAAUUCGCUAUGCCCUGGCACACCCAAGUCCUCGCGGUGGUGCAGCGGACAUUUGUAAACUACUGGCGCACGCCCCAAUACACGAUCGGCAAAUUCUCCCUACACAUCAUCACGGGCCUGUUCAACAGCUUUACCUUCUACAAAUUGGGAAACACGAGCAUCGACAUGCAGUCCCGCCUCUUCAGCGUCUUUAUGACGCUGACCAUCUCCCCACCGCUGAUCCAACAACUCCAGCCAAAGUUCCUCCACUUCCGCAACCUCUUCCAGGCGCGCGAGCACGCGAGCAAGAUAUACCACUGGAGCGCCUUUGUCAUCGGCACCAUCCUGGUUGAAAUCCCCUACAGCAUCGUGGCGGGGACCUUAUACUUUGUAGCGUGGUACUACCCCAUCGGCUUCCCCAGGGACUCGUUCACGGUCGGGUACACCUAUUUUCUAAUGCUGCUAUUCGAGCUCUACUACGUCUCAUUUGGCCAAGCCAUUGCGGCGUUCUCGCCGAACGAGCUACUAGCGUCGCUAUUCGUACCCGUGUUCUUCCUAUUUGUCGUGGCAUACUGCGGCGUCGUCGUUCCCUUCGCUGCCAUUCCAAAUUUUUGGCACUUCGUGUAUUGGGUCACUCCCUUCAAGUACUUGGUUUCUGGAUUUUUGGGCGUGCUAGUGCACGACAUCCCCGUGCGCUGCUCAAAGAAUGAAUUCGCGAGAUUCAACCUGCCCCCCGGUUUCGCUGACUGUGCUGAGUACACGGCUGGCUUCGUGCAGCGCUUGGGUGGCUAUGUUGAGGAGGAAAAUGGCGUGUGUAAGUUUUGCCAGUAUAGGGAUGGGGAUGAAUUCGCGACGAGUUUCAAUAUCAAAUAUGACCACCACUGGCGCGACCUUGGCAUCUUUUGGGCGUACAUUGUGUUUAACUUGUUUGUGGUGUUUUUUAGUACCUGGUGCUUUCUUGGGGGGUGGAGGAAGAUUGUUAGAGUGUUUAGGGGGCGGAAACAGGUUGGGGCAUAAGACAGACGGGUUUUGGUCCUUAAUUAUUGUUCCUAUUAUAUCUGAGUGAAGUUAAUUAUGUUUUUUUCCCUUUCUUAAUUCUACUUUGAUCGAUUAAUUCUACGAUAAUUUAAUCGAUUGCUUGCUCGAGGGGUAAUUCUUGA
This is a messenger RNA of Tuber melanosporum (Perigord truffle), 1964 nucleotides long. RefSeq lists its product as uncharacterized. The transcript is spliced from 3 exons. Gene Ontology annotation, biological process: transmembrane transport. NCBI's taxonomy places the organism in Eukaryota, Fungi, Ascomycota, Pezizomycetes, Pezizales, Tuberaceae. The record is from RefSeq and is a predicted model, not a curated record. Gene Ontology annotation, molecular function: ATP hydrolysis activity; ABC-type transporter activity; ATP binding. Gene Ontology annotation, cellular component: membrane. Bases 1 to 1821 code for a protein of 606 amino acids.